CUGCAUUAGACAACUUCAUUCGCGUGGUGACGGGCCCAGAACGCACUGCCCCAAAAUGUGACCUAGUGUUCCGGGUGACAAAAGAGUUACGUUUCCCCAGGUGUUGAAGACUGACCCGAGGCAAGCGUAGAAAGCAACUUUUAUUUAAAGAAUAGAACAGAGACAGACUUUUCCGCAGAGAAGGGGUCCUAGAGCUGGUAUCCUGCGCAGGGGGUGAAUAUUGUCUUUUUAUUAGUUUCCCGGUUUCUUACUUCUCAUGCCCCCCUCCUUCUGUCCUGCCCAUGUGGGGGGCAAGGGGACAAUUCAGGGUACCUCUCCCCAUUUUACAGUGUCUUCCCCGAGAAGCAGGAAAGGAGCCACCCAGGGACAUCCCCAUUAACAAGUCCCUGCUGGGAGGAAGAAUCCCACCGGAGGCAGGUGAUGUGGGGAAGCGGGUGAGGGGGUAGGUCCUGAAGGUAUUAACUUCAUUUCCAUUGACUCAUCCCCCCCCCCUUCCGUCCCAACCAGAUCAUCUCUCUACACUAACUGCCCAACUUUUGUUCUUGCUUCACUGGGAGGCAGAGCUAGGAGGUCUGCAGCUGGUUAUUCUGAGAAACCUAGAGUUGCAGAGUAGCUCUGUAGGCUGUCCUUUUGUAAAAGAAAUUGCCUGUGAAAGAACUCUGCAUUAGUAAAGAGGGCUGCUCCCACUACCUGGGAAACUGCAGAACAACUUCAUUCACAUCACAGUUCCUCCCUCGCCUUCCCUGACUGUGUCCACCCCAAGCUCUGUCCCUUCCAGGAAUUCUGGUGCUGGGUAACAGCUAACUGGCCCUUCUUCAACUCACAUUUUGUGGACCUGCAGGGGAAGGGGCUCGGGCUGGAGAAGCCUGCAGUCAGAGGCAUGGAGUGUCCUCAGUGCCAGCAUGUCUCCCAGGAGGAGGCCCCCAAGUUCUGCAGCCAGUGUGGACAGAGGCUGCCUCCUGCAACCCCUAGACCAGAUUCUGAGGACGACAGCUCCGUGGUGGCCCCGGCCCUGGAGGAAGAGAUGGAGUGUGGAAAAGUGCUGAAAGAAAAUGGAGACCUGCACUUGUCCCCAGGCUCCAGCGAUCGCCAGGAAAAUGCAGCUGAGCCCAGUUGUGACGACGGGACCUGGACUGUCCAAAGAAGCAAAAGGAAGAAAAGGAAGAAGAACCAGGAUACCUCUGCUUCCUCGGAGCCAAGUUCCUUGGCCCUGUCUGCCUCCAUUCCCCAGAGUCCCAACUCGCCUUCACACCCUGGGUCUCAGGACACAGCCCUGGACCAAAGCCAAGCCCAGCAGGGACAGACUGCCCCGCGCAAGGGUGCAGAGGAGGCUCAGAACAGCCCGGUGCUCCAGGACCACUCUGAAGGAAAGGACCUCCACACCGCCGCGUCCUCUGGGGAUAGUGACCCCUCCCAGGAGGUGUUUGUCCCACCCACCUCUGCCUGUGAAGCCCACCCCAAGGCUGAAGGUGCUGCCCAAGGGCUCCCACUGCCUGAGUCCCAGGGGGACUCUAAGCCUCAGAAGGAUGCCCAGAGGGCCAGGCAGCAGGCGGGGGUCCCAGCCUCUGGGGAAGGUGAGACCAGGGACAGGUUGGCUGCUCCUGGAAAAAAGGCAGGCGAAAACAGCUCAGAGCCCACAGACCAUAGGAAACCGGAAGGGAGUGACAGGAAUUACGCAGCUGCUGUGAAAAAGGAGAAGGAGCAGAAGAACCAGAAGGCCAGUGCGCAGGCCGUGCCCCCCAGCUUGCUGAGCCCCGAGGAGGGGGUCACCGUGUACUUCCACGCCAUCAUCUCCAAGCACUUCGCCUUUGACCCCGAGCUGCACACCGUGUUCAUCAGGGGAGGAGAGGAGCUCGGACGUCCCGGGUGGAGUGACGCUUGCGAGAUGUUCUACGUCGAGGACUUGCGGGAGAACGGGUCCCUCAUCGAGGGCAGCAUUGUCAUUCCCCGGGGGAGCCUGGACAGAGCCAUCCCUUACAAGUACGUCCUGCACCGCGGCCCCAACCAGGCGGUGGAGUACGAGUACAUCUACAAGCAGCCGCAGAGGGCGGGCGAGCAUGUGAACCGCUGCCUGUGCAUCAAGCCCUCCCUCGUGCGCUCCGGAGAUUGGCAUCAGUAUGAUGACAUAAUCUGCAUGAAGCCUCCUGGGAAAUUACAGAAAUUACAGAACUUCUUCAAUGAUAAGACGAAGAAGGAUCUGGUGAAGGGCAAGCAGAUGGCGGCCGAGAUCAUGCUGGGCCGUAUCUUCAGCAUUCUGCAGACCUGGAACCCCAUCAACCUGAAGAACUUCUUCACGCAGUUCCGGCAGUUUUAUUCUGUUGUCCGAGUGCCCAUGAUUUACGAGGGGAAAGCACAGCCCUGGCUUAGCCUGGGCCUCGGAGAGUCGGAGGUGAAGAAGCACCUGUGGAAGUAUUUGAAAAGGCAGAUAGGACCGUUUCUGGAAGGGAAGAGUGGGGACGCCCUGCCUGAAAGCUGCCCUGUGAGGAGCAGGCUGAGGAUGGGCCUGGUGGUCCUUUUCCUGGUGGAAGAUGCCAAACUCUACUUAUCGGAGGGUGACCUGACCUCACUGUGCUCCAUCCUCUGCCCCAGCACCUGCUCCCCAGACGCCCUGCACAGCGACCUCAGCCACAUCCUAGGCGCAUCUGAGAGAUGGCGAGAGUACUUGGUCAACCUGUGCCAAAGGUGCAUGGACGCCAAGGUCAUCGACUGGCUGGGCAUCCUCCCCGUCCUGCACUACUGUAUGCAGCUGGCACCCCCCAGGAAGGACUUUGUGAGUCAGCCCGAGGACACAUGGGCUGCCCUCGAGGGAAUCUCCUUCUCACAGUUUCAGAAAGAAAUGCUAAAUGAGAACCAGUUUCUUAGCUUCAUGGAGAGCAGGAAGCAGUUGCUGUGUGUGGAUGAGUACCUCUUCCGAUCCUGGUUCAGUUUGCUGCCUCUGGGAAGCCUGGUUCCCUAUAUGGAAAACUCCACGGAAUACUUGAGUCUCGUGCCCACUCGGGUCCUGGACUGUUUCCUAGGGACUCACUACAGGCUGCAAGGGCUUCAGGAGAUCUCUUACCAAAACGUAGAGGUUGUUGAGCGUGUUUUCAAUAUGUUGAUCCACCUCGUCGACAUCUACCAGGACAUGAUUCUGGAGAAGACAUCAUUGGAGUCCUAUUUGACCGUGUGCCUGAAGCUUCAUGAAGCUGUCUGCAAGAUCACCAAAACCCCGAAGUAUUUCGAGAUCCCCGCCUUGUCUGCCUGUGUCAUUGGCAGAGUCCUUGGACUUGGUCCUGCUGUGGACAUGGCAGAGGACCCAGGAGCUGCAGCCUGGAAGGGCUCAGUGACAAGUGUCCUGCAGGGUGUCCUGGCCACCACUAGAUCCUGGCUACGCAGGGUGUUUGUGAAGAGCAUGUUCCAGAAACGCUCAACUGUCCAGUUCUCGUAUCCCGAGGAGAUCAAGGUCUGGCGGCGGCUGGUGGGAAUAAACUUUCCUGCAGAGUGUGGCUGGAAGGAAUCGCUGCUGGGCGACAUGGAAGGGAGGCUCAAGCAGGAGCGGCCUGUCUUCCAGAUCUCUGUCUUCUGCAGCACUCUUUGGGAUGCAGCUGGCCUGCAGGACAGUGUGGCCAAGAGGUUUGAGAAGUGUGUCAUUGAAGCUGUGAGCUCUGCCUGCCAGUCUCAGACCAGUGUCCUGGAGGGAGUCUCUUGUCAUGAUUUGCAGAAAUUUGGCAGCCUUGUGUCUGCCGUGAUCACCAAGUCCUGGCCCAGGAACAAUGGAGAGGCCGUGGACGACCUGGAUGAGAUUCUUAAACAUCUGCUCACGGGGCCAGAUGUGAAGCAGCUCUUCAAGUUGUAUGGGACGGAUGAGAAGCUGUUAGACAACCUCACAGAGGACGCCAAGAGGUUGAUGGCUGCUGCCAACUCUGUCUUCAUGAAGGUGGCUGGUGACGUCCUAGAUGGGUCUAUAUUGAUCGGACAGUUGGAGCUGAUCCUGAAGCACAGAACCCAGUUUCUGGACCUGUGGCAGUUAGAGAAAAAGAGUUUUUCAUUCCAAGAGGGAAAAUGUGACAUGAAGGAGACCCUGGAGUGGAGGAGGGGAGAAGUCGUGUUUCUGAAGAGCGAGAAGAGACAGGUGGACAGCCUCCUGAGGCUGAGCAGGAAGGUGAAGCACCUCGUCCAAGGUUCCAGUUUUCCCCGGGACCAGGAGUACACCCAGAUCUGCAGAAACAUCAACCGGGUGAAGAUCUGCAUGGAGACGGGCAAGAUGGUGGUGCUGCUGAACCUGCAGCACCUCUACGAGAGCCUGUACGACGCGCUCAACCAGUACUACGUCUACCUCGGGGGCCAGAAGUACGUGGACCUCGGGCUCGGCACCCAUCGCGUCAAGUGUCGGGUCCACCCCGACUUUCGCCUGAUUGUCGUCGAGGAGAAGAAUGUGGUGUACGAGCAGUUCCCCGUGCCCCUCAUUAACCGGCUGGAGAAGCACUACCUGGACCUCAGCUCGGUGCUGCAGGGGUGGCAGAAGAGCAUCGUGCAGGAGCUCACGCGGUGGGCAGAGCAGUUUGCUAAUGUAAAGGCCCAUCAUCAGUUCCUGGCUGGGCACAAGUACAGCCCUGCUGACGUCUUCAUCGGCUACCACUCCGACGCCUGUGCCUCUGUGGUGCUGCAGGCUGUGGAGAGGCAGGGCCCCGGGGACCCAUCAGAGGAGCUGUACCACAGGGUGUUCGAGGAGGCCAAGCGGAUCCUGCUGGACUGCGCCACGCCGGAUGCCAUGGUGCGGCUGAGCACCUCUGCGCUGGGCUCGUUUGCUGCACAGUCGCUGUCGCAGGAAUACUGGAACAAGCAGCAGCACCACUCCUUUGCCGAUUUCCUCCAGGCCCACCUUCGCACCGCAGACCUGGAGCGUCAUGCCAUCUUCACAGAGGUCACCACCUUCUCCAGACUGCUGACGAGCCAUGACUGCGAGGCCCUAGGGGCGGACGUGAAGGGCUUGGCCCCGAAGCCCGUGAUCCUGUCACUGCAACAGUUUGACACUGAGUACUCGUUCCUCAAGGAAGUCCGAAGCAGCUUAGUGAAGACGGCCAGAUGUAAAAUCCUCAUCGUCCAGAUGGAUUUUGACGACGGCGCUCACAGUGCUCAGCUGGUUGCGUCAGCUAAGUAUUCUGCCAUCAAUGAAGUCAACAAAAUGCAAGGAACUCAGGGCUGUGUCUUCAUCUAUUUCAUCACAAAACUGUCCCGCAUGGGCAGCGGAGCAUCCUACGUGGGAUUCCAUGGAGGACUGUGGAGGUCUGUGCACAUCGAUGACCUCCGGAGGUCCACAGUCAUGGCCUCUGAUGUGACCAAGCUGCAGAGUUUCACCAUCAGCCAGCUGUUCAUGCCAGGAGGCAGCCCUGAGCUGAAAGGCAACCAGGAGGAGGUGAUGGAGGCAGAAACCAGCAAGUCAGGGGAGGUGACAGAAGAGGAAUUGGAAAGGGAAGGUCCUGAGGAGAUGGGGUGUGAGGCUGCGGAUCUGAGGGACAGUGAUGCACAGGUCCUGGACACCACCCGACUGCUGCGGAGCUGUGUGCAAAGUGCCGUGGGCAUGCUCCGGGACCAGGAGAGCUGCCCGCGCAACGUGAGGAGAGUCACCGUCCUCCUCAGCCUCUUGAGCGGAGUCGGCAGGUGCAGUGCCGCGUUCUUGCGGAUAUCCAAGGAGCGCCUCUCUGUCCUUCUGAAGAAGCAAGAAGAGAACCAGCUCCGCAGUCUGAAGGAGUGGGUGGGGCGAGAGGCUGCGAACCAGGACGCGCUCCAGGAGGCCGGCACCUUCAGGCACACCCUUUGGAAGCGAGUCCAAGGCAUGGUCACCCCUCUGCUGGCCAGCAUGAUCUCUUUCAUCGACAGAGAUGGCAACCUUGAGCUUCUGAUCAGAGCACACUCCCCAGUCUGGGUCCAGGACAUGUGGAUGUUUAUUUUCCGUGACACUAAGUUCCUGAAUAUUCCGCUUGUGCUGAAUAACACAAGAUCCAAGAGUGAGAUGUCCUCCAUUGUGGUGCAGAACCACAUGAGCCUUCCCGAGGGAGCUUGCAGCAGCGUCCCCUUCAGCUGGAGAAUCAGGGACUAUCUGGACGAGCUCUGGGUCAAGGCCCAGUAUAUCACGGAUACAAAAGGACAGUCAGAGAAGUUAGUGGAAAUUUUCCAGCAGACUCCCCUGGGCAUGUUUCUUGCCCAAAUCCCUGAAGAUCAGCAGCAAGAGCUGGUUCAGUGCUACUCAAGGGACUUCCUGCUCUUGACCAUGAGAGUGUCCAACCAAGAGGAGCUGGAGUUUCUGCAGAUGGCCCUGUGGUCCUGCGUCUGUGAGCUGCGAGCAGCCUCAGGGAGGCCGGAGGACGGGCUCUGCUUGCCAUGGGUGCACCUGGCCUAUCAGCAUUUCAGGACGCGGCUGCACAACUUCUCCAGAAUCGUGACCACCCACCCGCAGGUUCUGCAGAGCCUCACUGAAGCGGCACAGAAGCACGACAUCGUUGGCAGUGAGAUGACACUGGAUGUGUUGGCCGCCGUGGCCUGUGCUGAAAUGCUGACGGGAGACACCCUGAAGCCGAGUGCCCAGGCCUGGCUGCAGCUGGUGAGGAAGCUGUCCAUACCGCUGGAUCUCGUGUGCUCCGACGGGUACUUGCAAGGCAGCGGGAGCGUGGCCAGAGCUGUCGCUGCGGAGCUCAGGACCCAGUGGAAUCGGGUUUUCCCCCUUGCACUCUUUGUGGAGCACGUGCUCCUGGGGACUGAGAGCCAGAUUCCUGAGCUGUGCCAGCUGGUGACCAAGUACGUCUUCUCACUGGACAAGUGUCUUCAAGAGAACUCCAACCUCAAGACCCAGAGGCCUUUUAUGGCUGUGAUGACCACUCUCUGCGAGUGCAAGGAGCAAGCUAGCAAGAGCCUGGCCAGGUUUGGAGUGCAGCCAUGCCCCAUCUGCCUGGGAGAUGCUCAGGACCCUGUGUGUCUGCCCUGUGACCAUGUGUACUGCCUGCCUUGCAUCAAGAGCUGGCUCGUCCCCGGGCAGAUGAUUUGCCCCUACUGUUUAACCGACCUGCCUGACAAGUUCUCUGUGACAGUUUCCCGAGAGCACAGGGUGGCCAUUGGGAAACAUGCCCAGUUCCGGCAGAUGUGCAACAGUUUCUUUGUGGACCUGGUUUCUACUGUCUGCUUCAAAGACAAUACCCCUCCCCAGAAGAGCGUGAUUGAUGGGCUGCUGUCUCUACUCUUCGUGCAGAAGGAGCUCUUGAGAGAUGCUCCCCAGCGACACCGGGAACACACGAAGUCUCUCUCACCAUUUGAUGAUGCCGUGGAUAAGACUCCCGUCAUUCGCUCCGUGGUGCUGAAGCUGCUCCUGAAGUACAGCUUCGAUGCAGUGAAAGAUUACAUCCAGGCCUACUUGUCCCUGUUAGAGAAGAAGGCGUUCAUCACUGAAGACAAGACCGAACUGUACAUGCUCUUCAUCAACUGCCUGGAAGAUUCAAUUCAGGAGAAGACCAGCGCUUACUGCACACAGAGUGAACUCCAGUGCCUGAGGGAGGAAGGCCGUUUCCUCCAGACCUGCUCCUCAGGGAGACGAGGCCAAGGACCUGCCACUGCAGCAUCUGUCGAGUACCUGCAGGAGGUGGCCAGGACCCGCCUGUGUCUUGACAGGGCUUCUGACCUCCUCUUGGAGAUUCAGGAGGGCUCAGAGCUGGCUGAGGAACAGCAGUGCUACCUGCGGCACGUCGAGCAGUUCUGCACCCGGGCGGGGAACGACUGGCACCGCGUGUACCUGGUCCGGAGGCUCGCGAGCCUGCGUGGGAUGGAGUUUGUGCAGAGCCUCUCCAGGCAGGGCCGUCAGUGCCAGUGGGUGUUUCCCAAGGGAGUCACUGCACAGCAGAAGGACCACACGGGCCAGAUGGACCGAUACCUGGUGUAUGGGGAUGAGUACAAGGCACUUCGUGACGCGGUGGGCAAAGCCAUGCUCAAGGGCAAGGCCCCCAGCCUUGAAGCUGCUCUGACGGCCUGCAGGAGCCCCGGAGCUCGACAGGUGGUCUACCUGCUGCUGGUGCUGUACCGAGAAGUGGCUGCUCUCCACUGCUCCCGCAACAAGGACCUCCACCCUAAGCCAGAGCAGUGCGAGGCUGUGAGCCAGUUCAUUGAAGACAGCAGGGUCCUGUCUCCUCCGGGGGUCAGGCCUUUCGCAGCAUCCCUCGUGAACAACACUCUGCCCUUGCUGAGCACGGGCCCUGGUGUCGAGAGCCUUGAAGGAACAGUGACAGAAAUGGCUGUUCAUGCUGCAGCUGUCCUUCUGUGUGGACAGAGCGAAGUCUUGGCCCCUUUGCGGAACUUGGCCUUCUCCCCGGCCAGCAUGGCGAAUGCUUUUCUUCCAACGAUGCCUGAAGACCUGCUAGCUCAAGCCCAGAAGUGGAGAGGUCUGGAAGGCGUCCGCUGGUACAAUUGUCCCAACGGUCAUCCGUGCUCUGUCGGAGAGUGUGGCAUGCCGAUGGAGCAGGGCUCCUGUGUUGACUGCGGUGCUCUCAUCGGAGGUGUCGACCACAAACCUCACGCCGGCUUCCUGAGCAUCAGAGCCAACACAGACAGAACCAGGACUGGCCAUGUGCUGGGCCACCCGCAACACAGAGGUGUCGUAGUGGUGUCUGACCGAGAGCUGUCCCCCGUGGUCUUCAUCCUCAUCCGGCUACUCACUCAUUUGGCUAUGCUUCUGGGAGCCACCCAAAGUCCCAAGGCCCUGAUAAACAUCAUCAAGCCUCCAGUGAGGGACCCAAGAGGAUUCCUGCAGCAGCACAUCCAGAGAGACUUGAAGCAGUUAACAAAGACACUGGGGAAGAGUGCCGACGAGACCACCCACGUGGUCCACCUCAUCCUGCGCUGCCUUCUCAAAGAGCAGUGCUCACUCCCUGGCCAGAGGCAUUUAAAUUUUGAUGCGGAAUUGUCAACCAAAGAACGGAGAAACAAUUGGGAAAAACAUGUUGCAUCUCUUCUUCUACCUGAACUGGAGCAUCUAGACAAGACCCUGCUGACUGUGAGCACGCUCAUCAGCCAGGAUGAACGUGUCAGCUCCAACCCCGUGGCCAAAAUCAUAUAUGGUGACCCAGCGAACUUCCUGCCCCGACUGCCCCAGAAAAAUGUGGUUCAUUGCUCAAAGAUUUGGAGCUGCAGGAAGAAGAUCACAGUCGAGUACCUCCAGCAUGUUGUGGAGCAGAAGAACGGCAAGGAGAUGGUGCCCAUGCUCUGGCAGUUCCUGCAAAAGGAGGCAGAACUGAGACUGGUGAAAUUCUUGCCUGAGAUUUUGGCCCUGCAAAGGGAUCUGGUGAAACAAUUCCAGAAUGUUCCAGAAGAUGAAUACAGUACCAUCAGGAGUUUUAUUAGCAGUCACAGUUCAGAUGGGCUGAGGCAGCUGUUCCACAACAGGAUCACCAUCUUCCUGUCCACGUGGAAUGCGCUGAGGCGAUCACUGGAGACCAACGGUGAAAUCAAGUUACCCAAAGAGUACUGCAGCUCCGACUUGGAUUUGGACACAGAUUUUAAGGUCAUCCUGCCCCGGCGUCAGGGCCUGGGUCUCUGCUCAACUGCAUUAGUCAGCUACUUGAUUAACCUACACAAUGAAAUCAUCCACACAGUGGAGAAGUUCUCCAAGGAAAACAACAGCUAUUCCGUGGAUGCCUCUGAGGUCACUGACCUGCAUGUCGUCAGCUACGAAGUGGAGCGGGACCUGAUUCCACUGAUUCUCUCCAACUGCCAAUACCAAGUGGAACAAGGCGGGAAGACCUCACAGGAGUUCGACCUGGAGAAGAUCCAGCAGCAGAUUAGCAGCCGCUUCCUCCAGGGCAAGCCCUUGCUGACCCUCAAGGGGAUACCCACGCUGGUGUACAGACAUGACUGGAACUUCGAACAUCUCUUCACGGGCAUCAAGAACAAAAUGGCACAGAGCCCCCUCCCCAGCUCGGCCAUAGGUGCCAUCAGUGGACAACUGCAGUCCUACAGCGAUGCCUGUGAAGCCCUGUCUGUUGUAGAGGUCACUCUGGGCUUUCUAGGCACAGCUGGUGGGGAUCCAAAUAUGCAUCUGAAUGCGUACGUCCAAGAUAUCCUUCGGAUGGGUGAUCAAACGACUCCAGUUCUAGAGGCCUUAAGCAGGGGUCAGUUAAAACACGCUAUUGCCCUCUGGCAGUUCCUCUCUGCUCAUAAGUCGGAACAGCUGCUGCGACUGAAGAAAGAUCCCUUCCGGGAAAUCAGUUCUAUGUUCAAAGCCGACCUCAGCCCAGAAAGUGCUAAGCUCCUCAGCACCUUCCUGAAUCACACAGACCUGGAUGCUUUCCUCCUGGAGCUCCAUGAAAUGAUGGUGUUGAAACUAAGGAACACCCAGACCCAGGACAGCUUCAACCCCGAAUGGAGCCUGAGGGACACUCUGGUGAGUUACAUGGAAACUAAAGACAGUGACAUUCUUCCGGAAGUGGAAUCCCAGUUCCCAGAAGAGAUCCUGCUGUCUAGCUGCGUGUCUGUGUGGAAAGCAGCAGCUGCACGGAAACAGGACCGGCAAGCAAGAUAGGACUGUCCACUCUGUUUCUGGAUACACUGCAGACACGGCUCCCUCCCCUCUCUGUGCCUCUGGGGGCACCUGGGAGGAAAGUGUUGGCACAGCACUGAAGUCAAGGCCAGCACGUAAUGUGCCAGCUUACAGCUUUUUUGAAAGCCAAGCCAUUUCUGGAACACAUGCAGAUUCCAGAAUUCUCGUGUUAUAUAUGAAUACUGUUCAGUAAGUGGUGAGGAUGGCAAUUAUUUGGAAAUGGAAAUCACCUGCCACCCUGUGCAUUUGAAGAACAGAAACGAAGGGGCACACCAGCAGAGACCUGUGUCGGGCCUGCAGCCUCUUCCUCCUACUGCCACACAGGCAGAACACAGGCGUGUUGGUCUUUUCUUCUACUCUAUUCUAUUCUGCGCACAUAGAAGAGAAUCUGUUUUUCUUUUCUCUUCCAGUCUCUGAAAUUCUGCAUACUGUGCCCAUAUUUCUUGGGUUCUAAGAUGUGAAAAAAGCACCACUUUCAUCUUCUCACUAACACAAGGAAAGCCAGGGUGUCCGCACUUGCCUUAAGACCACAUGAACAAACACCAACCAGACUGUGAGUCACUGCCAGAUUCCAAAAGGUCAGAGCCAACAAAUCUGUGACGAGCAUGGGAUUCAGGACAUUGCUAGGGUUUUGGUUUCCCCAUGAAUAAAAUGGAGUCUACUGUCAGUCAGAGCUCCUUCUGGUUUUUGUAUCUUCAGCUUAUAAAUGAAGUUCAUCAGAGGCAGCUCCUGGUGAUGCCAUGGGGAGUUCUUGGCUGUGGGUGUUGUACUAUGUAAGCAUGCAGUCUUGGUGUCUUGGUGCCAGGUCAGCUUCCCUGAGUAUGUGAAUUCCCAGUCCUUUCUUUGGAUCUCUACUGCACCAUAAAAACUGAGCCUCAGAGAGAGUACAAAACCAGUUCCGUUUCUGAAAAAGGGAAAAUACUUGCCCUGAUCUUGUGCUGCCUUUUUCAUUGUAAGUUUUGUCUCCUUUUGAAACCUCUGGAUGAAUUCCUGUUCCUCACAGCUCAGGGCCCAUUUGCAGUGGGAUCAGGAUACCAGCCAUCCACACCUUGGAGGCCCUGUCUUUCAUGUACAUUCCAGAUAAGUUAGGGAUCCAAUCAGGCCUGUACUUUUGAGCUACAGAAAUGCAAGAGGGGUGAAGGGCACAGCUCAGUAGUGCUUGCCUCACGUUCACAAGGCACCUCCCUGUGCACACCUGCAAAGGCAGGCAUAGAAGCAACUGCAGUUCCUCUCCAUGAAUGAGCCCCCAGCGUCUGCAGAAGGAAGUGCAGUGACGGACCUUGGGUAGUAGCUGCUUUCACAGAACAUGUGCUUGCAUUUAGUGAGCUGUGAACAUUCCACUUCCCCUCCCACCACAUCCCUGCCUAGCAGAACCAGAGCACUUGGCCUUGGGUGCCUGGGGGUCAGGGUGUAGCUUGCCAGGGCCAGCAGGUCCUCACUGCCACACCUUCACAGAUAGAAUCAGGUGUCAAGUUCUUGAUGUGAAGACCCUUUUUCUCCCUUUGACCUGGGCAUUUUUUUCUGUUAUGUUUUAUUUUAGAUGCUAUGCUUUCAAAGCCUUAACUGUCAUAUCUAGCAUGAUUUAUACAAAAAUACACUGGAGCAGAGGCAAAAGUAAAUUUCAUUAUACUUGUAAUGCUUUUUUAAUAAACUUGAUUUCUGUUGCUAAAGGA
Messenger RNA from Marmota flaviventris (yellow-bellied marmot), 12228 nucleotides. The record is from RefSeq and is a predicted model, not a curated record. Lineage: Eukaryota; Metazoa; Chordata; Mammalia; Rodentia; Sciuridae.